UUUCAACCUCGUUCCGACGGUUAUAGGUACCAACCGCCCUUCUCUUCCCUCCCGCCAAAAUCGUGCCCCACCGGAGCUGUGAUUGUAACCACGUCCCGGAAAAGUCCGCACUCGAAUAGGAGAAUAAAAAGGGAUCAGCGCCUUGCUAUUCUCUUCGCCCUUCGACAGCCACCACCAGCUCGGACAAUUAGGAUAUAUCCUGCCCUCAACGCGAUAGUCGAGAAGAAAACGUGAUACCCGGUUUUCGAUCGACACCAUUUCAGGAUGCACGCCUCAUCUCUCUUCGUCCUGGCUGCCGGUGCCGUCGCCGCUGCGCAGACCACCACUGCCACGUCUUACCUGACGGCGACGGUCACCAUCACCCGGUGCAACCCGACAAACACCGACUGCCCGCUGUACACGCCGCCCACCAGCUCGGCCGUGCCGACAACAUCGUCGUCGUCGGUCUCGACGCCACCGGCCUACCCCACUGUGCUGACCAGCAGCUCCUCGGUUGCGCCCAAUACCACUACCUCCUCCACCUCCACCUCCUCCUUCAUCUCCUCCACCAUCUUGUACCCCAUCGCCAACUCGACGAGCCAUCUCGGCCCGACCGCGCACUCUAGCGCAUCCUCUUCCGCGGCGCCCCCCACCCAAGUCACGCCGACGUCUGUGGUGGUGCCGACGAGCCAGGGCCCUGCGCCGACCACGCCUAUUCCUACCGUCCCGGCCAGCGGCGCUAGCCUGCUGUCCGUCCGGUCGGGUCUUCUGGCGGCUGCCAUCGGCGUGGGCGCUGCGCUCCUAGCCUAAGCUGGACCUUUGCGCGAGCCAUAUGCGGAGUUGGGAGGGAUUGGGCGGCGUGGAGAGGAGUGACGAUCUGCCCGUCCUGAGGCAUACCUAGCGGACGUCCCGGCGAAAGGACCCAGGCGCCAGGCUGGCCGUGCAUUAACGUCUCAUGCACGGCCUCGGAUCAAGCCGACACCUACGAUAAACGGUUUUCGGGAAGAAAAGCUGGAGGCAGGAGUCGGAGUGCUUAAAAAGACCUUUUUUGAUUCUGAAAUACCCUUUUGAUUCUGUAGGGGAAGGGCAGUUUGGUGCAAGUUUUGGCGGUGUUGCUCGGUUUUGCUUUUUACGUCUUGGAGAGUUUCUCGUCUGAGAAGUCGACUUCGCGCGGGGACCUCGCCUAACUGCUAGAGCUGCGGGAGGGUCCCCUGCCGUUGUCAGCGCCUCUCCUAGAACGCAACGGCU
Durotheca rogersii is the source of this 1227-nucleotide messenger RNA. RefSeq lists its product as uncharacterized. The coding region runs from base 265 to 789 and encodes 174 amino acids. The record is from RefSeq and is a predicted model, not a curated record. NCBI's taxonomy places the organism in Eukaryota, Fungi, Ascomycota, Sordariomycetes, Xylariales, Xylariaceae. The transcript has a single exon.